GGCGCCCGCGGCGGCCCCGAGGCGCCGGGCGGGCCGUUUGCUGACCGGAUCGCGGCUGCCCGCCAGCGUGUCCGCGGCGCCGCCGCCAGCAUGGGCUGCGCCCCGAGCAUCCACAUUUCCGAAAGCCGGGCUGUGUACCACGGCGGCAAGGAGGCCGAGGACGCGCCGGGCCCCGCGGCGCCGCCGCUGCCGCCCGGCGGGCCGCGCCUCCCACCCGGCCAGAAGACGGCCGCCGCGGCCGGGUCCCGCGGCGCCAGCCUCGCGGAGUCUGAGCCUCGCGGCUGCAGCGGCAGUAAGGUAUCAGUAGCUGGCGUGCAAUUUGGCCCCAUGAGAUUUCAUCCAGAUCAACUCCAGGUACUUUUAGUGUUUACCAAAGAAGAUAACCAGUGUAAUGGAUUCUGUAGGGCAUGUGAAAAAGCAGGGUUUAAGUGUACAGUUACCAAGGAGGCUCAGACUGUCCUUGGCUGUUUCCUGGACAAACAUCAUGACAUCAUUAUCAUAGACCACAGAAAUCCCCGGCAGCUGGAUGCAGAGGCGCUAUGCAGGUCUAUCAGAUCAUCAAAACUCUCAGAAAACACAGUUAUUAUUGGUGUAGUUCGCAGGGCUGAUAGAGAAGAAUCAUCCGUAAUGUCCCUCCUUGCUGCUGGCUUUACAAGGAGGUAUGUAGAAAACCCCAGCCCCAUGGCCUGUUACAAUGAACUGCUCCAGCUGGAGUUUGGAGAGGUGCGAUCACAGCUAAAACUCAGGGCUUGUAACUCAAUAUUCACUGCAUUAGAGAAAAGUCAAGAAGCAAUUGAAAUUACAAGUGAAGACCACAUUAUACAGUAUGCAAACCCGGCAUUUGAAACAACAAUGGGCUAUCAGUCAGGUGAAUUAAUAGGGAAGGAGUUAGCAGAAGUGCCUAUAAAUGAAAAAAAGGCUGAUUUGCUCGAUACUAUAAAUUCAUGCAUCAGGAUAGGCAAGGAGUGGCAAGGAAUUUACUAUGCCAAAAAGAAAAACGGAGAUAAUAUACAACAAAAUGUGAAGAUAAUACCUGUCACUGGACAGGGAGGAAAAAUUAGACACUAUGUGUCCAUUAUCAGAGUGUGCAAUGGCAGCAAUAAGGCUGAGAAAAUAACUGAAUGUGUUCAGUCUGACACCCAUACAGAUAAUCAGUUGGGCAAACAUAAAGACAGGAGAAAAAGCUCCCUAGAUGUCAGAACUGUUGGCUCUCGAGCAAGCGAAGUUUCCAGCCAGAGACGACACUCCUCCAUGGCUCGGAUACAUUCCAUGACGAUCGAGGCACCCAUCACCAAGGUAAUCAAUAUUAUCAAUGCUGCACAGGAGAGCAGUCCCAUGCCUGUGACAGAAGCCUUAGACCGUGUGCUGGAAAUUCUAAGAACCACUGAAUUAUAUUCGCCGCAAUUCGGUGCUAAGGAUGAUGAUCCUCAUGCCAACGACCUCGUUGGGGGCUUAGUGUCUGAUGGUUUGCGAAGACUAUCUGGGAAUGAGUAUGUUCUUUCAACAAAAAACCUUCAACAGAUGUCCAGCACUAUAAUCACCCCCAUCUCCCUUCAUGACAUCCCACCGCGGAUAACUCGGGCCAUGGAAAAUGAGGAAUACUGGGACUUUGAUAUUUUUGAGUUGGAGGCUGCCACUCAUAAAAGGCCUUUGAUUUAUCUUGGUCUCAAAAUGUUUUCUCGCUUUGGAGUCUGUGAAUUCUUAAACUGCUCCGAGACAACACUGAGAUCGUGGCUACAAAUUAUCGAAGCCAAUUACCACUCUUCUAACCCCUACCACAACUCCACGCAUUCUGCCGACGUGCUGCAUGCCACUGCCUAUUUUCUCUGCAAGGAGAGGAUAAAGCAAACUUUAGAUCCACUUGAUGAGGCCGCUGCCCUCAUUGCAGCCACCAUUCACGACGUGGACCACCCUGGGAGAACCAACUCCUUCCUGUGUAAUGCUGGCAGCGAGCUGGCCAUCCUGUACAACGACACUGCGGUGCUGGAGAGCCACCACGCGGCCUUGGCCUUCCAGCUGACCAAUGGAGAUGACAAAUGCAAUAUCUUUAAAAACAUGGAGAGGAAUGACUACCGGACCCUGCGCCAGGGUAUUAUCGACAUGGUCUUAGCCACAGAAAUGACAAAGCACUUCGAGCACGUCAACAAAUUUGUCAACAGCAUCAACAAGCCCUUGGCAGCAUUAGAGGAAAACAGGGAAACUGAUAAAGAUCAAGAAGCCAUAAACACUAUGCUUAGGACUCCAGAGAACCGAACUCUGAUCAAACGAAUGCUGAUUAAGUGUGCUGAUGUGUCCAACCCCUGCCGACCCCUGGAGCAGUGCAUUGAGUGGGCCGCACGGAUCUCAGAAGAGUAUUUUUCUCAGACAGAUGAAGAGAAGCAACAAGACUUGCCUGUGGUGAUGCCAGUUUUCGACAGAAAUACCUGCAGCAUCCCCAAAUCCCAAAUCUCUUUCAUUGACUACUUCAUCACAGACAUGUUCGACGCUUGGGACGCCUUUGUAGACCUGCCUGAGUUAAUGCAGCAUCUUGACAACAACUUUAAGUACUGGAAAGGACUGGACGAACUGAAGCUGCGGACCCUGCGCCCACCCCCGCAUCGUGCGCAGCCCUGCCCGGGGCCCUGACGCUCCGCCCCUCGGUCGCUUGUAAUUCCUGAGGGCUGCCAGGGUUCCUUGGUCCUUUCAGUGUUAGGCAAAGCCGUCCCCAGGUCUGCAGAGCCUGUAAGGACACGUGGGGACACCAGUGACCUUCUGUAGCCAUCAUCUGAUGCCACUGCCAUGAAGGGAGACACAGUCCUCUGUACCUGGGCCUGCUGCGGGGCUCGUCGGACAGUCCCGUGAGAACCACAGUUGGCAGUAGCUUUGGUUAGAACACGAGCUCGGGACCGCCCCUGCAAAGGCUACUGACGGACUUCCUGCCAGUGACAGAGAAUGUCUUGUUGCAAUUUCUCUCAGUUAUGCUGAGCACUUAAGAACAGCUAAUGGCAAUCAGAUCUUUUCCUCACAUCACAGAAGGUGCACGCGCUCACCCUGGGACACUACUGAAAGUGACUUCUAAAAUUGAACAGCAAAGGACAAAGAAAUUUUGAAGUUGAUUAUUAAUAUCAAUUAUUAAAAUGUGUUAUUUAUUUUAUUAGAAGUUCAAUAUUUUCUAUGAAUUUAAAAAUACUUCAAAGCCAAAGCCAACUUUAAAUGCUAUGACCAAAUUUACAUGAUUCAUAUUCAUUAUGUAUCGCUUAGUGUACAGACUUAUUUUCAUAAUGCAAAUUUAAAAUACAAAAUGACACAUUUUCACUGCACUAUAGAAAUAUUUGUGUAUGUUAAACUUUUCUGACUGAUGCUAAUUGGGAAAAGCUGUUUUGUCGGUGGGUCUGAUUCUAGGAGAGCCGAGUGAGAAGGGCUCCUGUGGGGGGGCCAGUGCUCGGACCUGCUCACGUGGCCUCAGCUCUGCAGGCAACUCCCCAAAGUGAAAAGAAACUAGGACUUCACACUUUUUUCCUAAAAUUUUAUAAUUGAGUUUCCAAAAAUCUGCCUUAUUUUAUACAGUAUUUCUAUAAAAUAUUCCCGAUAAAAACAAAGCAAAAACGGAGUAUUUAGUGAAUUGACAUUUUAUAACCAAUCUGUUUUCAUCUGUAUUGGGAAUCUUUGAUUCUAGGAAUUUAUAAAGGUUCUGUAUCUUCACAUUUUGAACUAGUACCACAAAAAAUGACACAUGAUGACAUGUCAAAGCUCUUGUUUCAUUUUAAACUCGUAUGUUUUCCAGAUAAAAAUGAAAUUGAACUAUUUGUUUUUAAGAAA
Messenger RNA from Camelus dromedarius (Arabian camel), 3798 nucleotides. It is a transcript of the gene PDE8A, whose product is annotated as phosphodiesterase 8A. The record is from RefSeq and is a predicted model, not a curated record. Gene Ontology annotation, biological process: cellular response to epidermal growth factor stimulus; signal transduction; positive regulation of ERK1 and ERK2 cascade. Gene Ontology annotation, molecular function: 3',5'-cyclic-AMP phosphodiesterase activity. The transcript has 22 exons. NCBI's taxonomy places the organism in Eukaryota, Metazoa, Chordata, Mammalia, Artiodactyla, Camelidae. The coding region runs from base 91 to 2625 and encodes 844 amino acids.